Messenger RNA from Oryctolagus cuniculus (rabbit), 1823 nucleotides. RefSeq names its product protein LEG1 homolog. The record is from RefSeq and is a predicted model, not a curated record. Lineage: Eukaryota; Metazoa; Chordata; Mammalia; Lagomorpha; Leporidae.
GUAUAACCCAAGCCACUACUUGGAGGAAGGGAAGAGAAGGAGGCACAUCCCAUAUCUUACUAUAAGGACAUAUCCUGGAAAUUGUGAACAUCAUUUCUGUUUAUGUUCUAGUGGUCAACAAUUAGUCAAGCGGUGGCUUGUGCAAGGGAUAGCGGAAAUUAAGCCUUAAUUCUGUGAGAUCACAUUAUCAACUAUAUUUUCAAGAUCCUUUUGCUGAUAAAGAAUAGAGAAUGGAUAUUGAGAACUAACUAGAAGUUUUUUCCAACAGACUGGGUCACUCUAUUUGACUGAGAUAUUUGGAUAUUCAUUAUAUUUUAGGCUACUUUCUUGAAGCACAAACUUAUGACUAUACAUUAUCACAAAUCUAGCAUUUCUGUCUUCAAUUAUUGAAUACUUUCCAUGAAAUAUGUUAAAGUAUUAUGAGAGAGAAACAAUCUUAUGGAAUUGGUGAUUUAUUUUGUAACCAUAAUGUGGAGUCGGAAAUUUGGAGGCAGUUUUUUUUUUUUUUUCAACAAAUUGUUUUAUUCAACAUAUCAUAGAGAAACCCAAUCUUAGGAUAAGGUCUUAUAUAGUGUUUUGACACCGUAGAAAUUGCAAAAUUAAGUUAUCUUAAAUGCUAGCUAAUAUGUCCAUUUCCUCUUCAUACUCACUGUAUCUAAGAAAAAUAAUGUGAAGUGUUGAUAAGCCGUGAUGUAAGAAAAUAUCGUGACUUCCUCCUCCAUUUUCCAAUAAAAGCCAUGCCACAACUCCUCAGCCUUGCCGCGAUGGGUUUUCUUCCUUUCUGCUGUUGUGUACUAGUUUUUUGCUUUACUGCUUCUUUAGCAGAAGCUUCUGAUCUCCCAGAUCUGUAUCCUCCACUAUGGGAAACGAGUCCUGGUCAGUUCAGUGAUUUCAAGGUAGAGAACAACGUGCACAUUAUUAAUCCCUGGGUUUAUCCUGAGAGGAUGGGGAUGUAUAAAAUCCUACUGAAGCAGACAGCAAGGUAUUUUGAGAAAUUUGGACCAGAAAAUGAACAAAAUAUUUUAUGGGGAUUGCCUCUGCAGUAUGGCUGGCAAUAUUCUACAGGCCGACUAGCUGAUCCCAGCAGACAGACACUCUGUGGCCAUGAAUCUGGAGAUCCUUUGUGUAUUUCUGUGGACAGCUGGUGGGCUGAUGUGAAUUAUUUCCUGAGUGCAUUACCCUUCCUUGCUGCCGUUGACUCUGGCAUAUUGGGAGUAUCUUCAGACCAAGUUAAGCUGUUGCCACCUCCCAAAGAUCAGAGGAAGUUUUGUUACAACGUUUCUGGCUGUCGUUUAUCCUACCCUGAGAAAAUGAACGCUUGGAAUUUGUUUUACCAGUAUUUGCAGUCACCUUCUAGCAGCUUUGAUGACUUGUUGAAACACUUAUGGGCUGCACAUACCUCAAGUUUGGAAAACAUGGGUGAAUAUUUUGAGGAUAGAUAUACAUAUUAUUCUAAAAUAGAAGUAGAAUUUGACAAAAAUUGGACACUGACUGUGGAAUAUUUAGCUGCAUCUCACUUUCCUACAACCCUGAUUCGAGUCCAUAAGGCCCAGCAAGGCCUGCCACCACGAAUCCUUGUGGACACUGAUGUAGCACCAUUCAUCAGUGACUUCACUCCUCUCCAGAACAUAGUGUUGUCAGCUCUAAAAAUUCUUUGCAGUGUGGAUAAGUUGACAGGAUCAUUAUCUUUGACUGUAUGGAAAGUUUUAAUGAACACACAACUUGCAAGAAGAAUCUUUGUAGAGAUGGUUGAUGGAUUUAUUUUCAUCUCUAAUUAAAAAGCUAUGGACAAUACCAACAAAUUAAAAAUGAAUGUACCCAAA